Messenger RNA from Haliotis rubra (blacklip abalone), 2943 nucleotides. RefSeq lists its product as uncharacterized. Bases 236 to 2800 code for a protein of 854 amino acids. The record is from RefSeq and is a predicted model, not a curated record. The transcript is spliced from 10 exons. NCBI's taxonomy places the organism in Eukaryota, Metazoa, Mollusca, Gastropoda, Lepetellida, Haliotidae.
AAGAGAAAGUAGAGAUUUCACCGAUACGUCACAUUACAAAGAAUGGGGAAAGAUAUGCAGAUGUGUCUCAGAUUUGGUCAGGAAAGGACUUAAAAGCGAUCUUUGAGAAGCAGUUUAGAAUUUGUAAGCACCCAUCCUAGCUGUCAGUGGUAGUAAACCGAGAAAAAGAACGAAGAGGACGGCAGGUUGCCGCUCAACUUGUGGAGGGUGGUGAAUAACAGAAAUCACUUCCACAAUGGAGAAGACACUCCUAGUUGUCAAAAACCUGCCUCAAUGCUCGGAAGACACCAUGACCAACUACCUCGAGAUCAUCUGCGACAAUGGAGUGGAAGACAUUCACUUCUAUGAUGAUAGGGUAAAACACAUCGCCUUGGUUACCAUGGAGAAUGAGAUUGAAGAUUUCAGCAGCUGUCAGAAAAAGACCAAGAAACGUCGUAUUGAAGGGCAGCAAGUGACACUGGUGGAAGUGUCUCCACCUGAUGGCAUCAUCGUUAAGGGACUACCCCCAGGGAUCACAGAGGACACCCUCAGGUUCUACUUCGAAACCCCCAAGGCGGGUGGGGCUGAUGAGGCAGUCACUGACAGUGUCAUCUUGAAGAACCUAAAAGUAGCAACCGUCUUGUUUAAUGACACAAAUGUUGUACAAAGUGUACUUAACAAGGACUCACACAAGCCACAGAAGAACAGCCCAGCGGUUGAGAUCACACCCUACUACCGGGCAUUCCAUGAAGAUGUGCUGGAGUACCUCAACAAUCUGCAGCCAUCUUCAGCCUCAUCUUCAUCAUCAGGAUACACAACGCCAGAAACUGGGAGCCCCUUGACCACACGUCGCACUGAAGAAACCUGGAGUUCUCUGACUGCUCCCAAAACUGAAGAUACUGGGCGUCCUAUGACUACACCUCGCACUGAAGAAACCUGGAGCUCUCUGAUUUCAGCUAAAACCUCUUCAAAUCCUGUGAAGUCACAGGAUAAAGGCUGGACUUCACCUGAUGCUAAUGGUCAGUGGAUGAGUGUAUUUGCUUCUUCACCCACCGAUUCCACAUCUGCUAUGGAGAGUUUGUCGAGCAUGACUUCAUUGACUGGUGCUCCAUAUCAAAGUGAACCUACAUUGGAAGCAUCACAUCCUCAGGAGGAACGAUCUCAGAACCAAGUCAUAGAGGUUACACAGGUUUCUGAGCUUGUUAAGUGUCAUGAAGCACUUCUCAGCAGUGCUGCUCCUCCAGACAAGCCCCUGGACCAAAUUCCAGAGUUUAUGUCAAUUGUUCCUGAGCUUGCUAAAUGUCAUGAAGCACUUCUCUCCAGUUCUGCUCCUCCAAACAAGCCCCCCAAACCAAAGCCCAAACCAAAACCAAAACCCAGACCAAAACCCCAACCAGCUGAUGUUCCAGAGGAAACCAUUGGUAAAACAUCUGUUACUAACUUUAAUGAGGCCCAUGUAAAGCUCUUAGAAGCCUCAGGAUUAGAAAAUGAGUUUCCCAAAUGUAGGUUGACCUUUAAGAAUGGCUCCAUCAACAUUGAAGGCCCUGAAUACAUACUACAAGAAGUGACACUGAAGCUUUAUGAGAAGAACCACAGCAUCUCUGCUUCUACUCAUGAAGUUUCCCCGGUGAUUGCUGAGAUCUUGAUGUCCGAAAAUGGCAAAAGCUACCUAGAGAAUGAACUGAAUGUGUGUGGGACUUCCCAGUGCUAUGUCAAAGGUACCACCAUGCACUGUGUGUCUUUUUCCGAGUCGGAAACCUGCACGAUGAUAAAGGACUUGAAGAAGCUGAUUUGUCAGGAAAACGUGCACUUUGAUCAAUCCCACGUGCACUACUUGAAGAGUCCAGAAUGGAAAGCAACGCGUGACCGAUUUGAGAAAGAGAUGAAGGUGAAGGUGACCCACAAUGCUGGUGGGAGCAAGCUGACCAUUGAUGGACUCAACGGAGAUGUGAAGCUGGUGAAGGGGGAGCUGCUGGGGGAGCUGAAGCGACAUUCCCACACUUCCAAGCAAUUCGAGAUCAAAGGGGCCAAGGCUAAGUGUAUGAAGAGCUUCUUCCACAACAAUAUAGCAGAGAUCAAGAAGAAGUUCAGCUCCCAGGGAGGAAGAAUGGAUGAAACAGGCAGUAUGUCCAGCCUCCACCUUAAACUGGAGGGAUCACCGAAGGAUGUGGAUGACAAGAUGAGAAUGCUGAAGCAGCUGGAGGACAAAGUGUGGCAUGAACGUCUACAUCUGGGCAAGGAGGUGGCCAAAGAGAAAGACUUGAACCUGCUCAUCCGAGGUAUACAGAGAAGUGACCCGAAGGCCAUGGUGGCCUCCUUCGAGGCUAAGCAUCCAUGUUUCCUGGAGCUGUAUCUUCCUGCAAUGAAAUCUACACCAGCAUCUACAACAGCCAGUAGCGGAUACGAGAAGCUAAGUCGAAGUCAUUCACUAGAGAAGCUGAAUAGUUCUGACAGCCAGACGGAGACAAUACGCAUCUUUGAAGAUCACCGUCCAUCUCGUCACUUUGAGCGUCCGAUUGCCCGACCAGCACCACAGUUGACCUCUAUCAAAGUUGGAAGUAUAACAGUUUCUGUCCACAAGGGUGAUGUGACCAACGAGAAGUGCGAUGUCCUAGUGAAUGUGGUGUCAAAACUUCUCAAACUGGGAGAAACAGCGGUAUCAUCUGCUUUCAUGAAGUCUGGAGGUGCAGAGUUUAUUCAGCAAUUUGACAUGACGAAGAUGAGUUAUGCUCCUGGCAAUAUCAUCCAGACACCAGCAUGUGGGAACCUGUCUGCCAAGAAAGUUUUCACCAUUGUUCUGGACAAGUUGGAAUCCUCCUAAAUCCAAAACUGACCUCAAAGCUCUGAUUGAUGUGUGUCUGAAGACGGCUAAUGCUGCUUCGUUCACCUCCAUCGCAUUUACUGCACUGGGUUCUGGGAGGCUGCUCCAUUUCCCAGAGAAGUUUGUGGCAUCGGCCAUUGUGU